Messenger RNA from Protomyces lactucae-debilis, 261 nucleotides. RefSeq lists its product as uncharacterized. The transcript has 2 exons. The record is from RefSeq and is a predicted model, not a curated record. Bases 1 to 261 code for a protein of 86 amino acids. Gene Ontology annotation, biological process: kinetochore assembly; DNA repair. NCBI's taxonomy places the organism in Eukaryota, Fungi, Ascomycota, Taphrinomycetes, Taphrinales, Protomycetaceae.
AUGGAACCUUCCGAGGACGAGCGAUGCAGCAUUCCAGCUACCUUAGUCGCGCGGCUCAUGAAACAGUGGCUCACCAAUAAAGACAUGAAGCUGAGCAAGGCCGGUGCUACAGCUGCAGCGCAACUCAUCACGAUAUUUACAGAAGAAGCAUUCAAUCGUGCAGUGGCCAAGGCCCGUGAAGAGCAAGGCGCAGACGCAGCAUUAUAUCUGGAAGUCGCUGAUCUUGAAAAAAUCAUUGGCCAGAUGUGCAUCGACUUUUGA